GGAGGAAAGAGGUGAUUCAUGUACCGAGCAUCAUGCAGCUGGAGUCUUCUGCUUCUUCCUAUAGCCAGUGAAGCUUCCUUUCAACUCUCCUGCUUGUGAGCCAGAGGACAGUGUGUACUAGAGGUGUGAGAAAGAUGAGACUCAGGUCAAAACACUCCCAACAGAGCUCCCCAACAGACACUCCAUGGUACUUUGGGAUUGGUUCCAGACAGCUGAAGACCGGUUCUCCCCACAGCUGCCUCCCAGUGAAGAGAUCGAUGAAUCCCGUGUGGCCCAAAGCACACCGCUUCCACACCCGCCUGAUGUUUCGCCUCAAGGAUCGGAUGAAGAUGGAGAAGGGCCGGGGAGCGGAGGGGGAGGUGGCGGGCGCCGAGGGCACUCUGCGGGAGCUCGCCCUGAAGUGGUUCACCGAGACCCAGGCGCCGCUCAUCCUCCACGAGGGCAACUUCCCCGCCUGGUUCCAGGGAUUCAUCACCAGAAAGGAUGCAGAGGAUCAUUUGAGAGAUAAAGAGCUUGGCUGUUUCCUCAUCCGACUCAGCGACAAAGCAGUUGGCUACAUCCUCUCCUACAAGGGUCGAGACCGCUGCCGUCACUUUGUCAUCAACCAAAACAAAACGGGCCAGUUCAUUGUGACGGGGGACACGGAGAUGCACGACAGCCUGACCAGCCUGGUGGAGUACUACCAGCAGAGCCCCAUCGAGCCCUUCGGAGAGUACCUCACCUGCUCCUGCUUUCAGUCCUCCAGUGAGGAGCUGUAUGAUGUGAUCCAGUUCGACUCGAAGAAGAAGACGGGGGUGAGUGUGCAGGCCAUGAAGAGCAUGUGGGAUCAGCGCAGUCUGGGGUCAUGUGAUGGGGAGAGCCUGCCCGCCAUACCUCCGAAGAGCAAUCGCAGAGAGAGACCUCAGCCUGCCUCACAGGCUUUGCCUCCAGUGCCCAGAAGAGGCCUCCCCUCAAAGACGGCGUCUCUGGAGGACCCCAGCCCGUCUCAGGAGCGGAGCAGGGUCCUGUACGCUCGCCUGGAGCAGCCGCGAGCCACCGAGAGAGAGCAGCCGCCCCCCCGCACGCGUCGCGGCUCACACUCGCAGAGGUCGCCGCCGGGGCCCCUGGAGGACGAGCGCCGAGCGGGGACCCCUCACAGGGGCGCGUGGGCCAACAACAGCCCCUCGUCCGGCCCCGCCACCGCUGCUGCUGCCGCCGGGCCCGGCGUCGUGUACACGGAGCUCAGCCUCAUGGAGUGCCGCAGCCGGUCGAUGCCGCUGCUGGACGAGGCGGGAGCGGAUAGGCACUCCUACCGGCUGGGCGUGCCGCCAUCUACCAGCCCGCCCGGCGUGUCCCCGGGUCAGCCGCGUCGUGCCGGGCACACCCUCUCGCUCCUGGACACGAGGCCCGCGGGCCGGCCGCUGCCCAGCAGCAACAGCCUGGAGAAGCUGAACGGACCUCUGUACCACCUGGCCGGGAGACCUCCGAGCGGCGGGGGCAGUCACAGGAUGGCAGAGCUGGACGACGGGGCGCAGGAGAGCGAUAUGUACGCAGAGGUGCCCCACGAGUCCACGCGACGCUUCAUGGACAACACGUACGAGCAGAUCCCUGAUCACAAGGCUCAGGCCUGGGCAGAGGACCAAAGAACUCAGGGAAACACGUACGAGUGUCUGGAGGACAUAAGAGCCAAACAGCCCAACGCUGCUUCUAAGGGUGAUAAAUGGCGAUGGCCGUUUCCAGACCACUGGAAGAAACAGUGACGCCGUGGAUGGAGCCAAACACACUGAAUUAGUGACCAGACUGAAGUGUUAAAGAUGAACUCAGUGCCAGUCUACCGUCAUCUCUGCCAAUCACGUCCACAAAGGCAACACUACAGGAAAUCACUAACACACAGGCACACACGUACUGUAAGACAGCACCACUAGAAUUAGUUUUGAAGUUCAUCAGGAAAUAAAAAAAACUCUAGGGGUUCAUUCCUUUUACAUUUUAGUUUGACAAACGUUGAGUGCUGGACACACAUUUGGUGUUACAUACAUAAGUCUGUAAAUGACUAGGAUCUACUCUAAGCAAAGAGCAUUUUUAUGCUGUCUGGGCUAUCUGUGUUUGCAAUGUUUAUGUUUUUGUGGCAUUAUUAUACAUGUGAAUAUUUAUUUAUUAAAAAUAUACGU
Messenger RNA from Sardina pilchardus (European sardine), 2147 nucleotides. RefSeq names its product SH2 domain containing 7 (gene sh2d7). The record is from RefSeq and is a predicted model, not a curated record. Gene Ontology annotation, cellular component: cytoplasm. The coding region runs from base 135 to 1739 and encodes 534 amino acids. The transcript has 9 exons. NCBI's taxonomy places the organism in Eukaryota, Metazoa, Chordata, Actinopteri, Clupeiformes, Clupeidae.